Molecule: messenger RNA, 2177 nt
Organism: Engraulis encrasicolus (European anchovy)
Lineage: Eukaryota; Metazoa; Chordata; Actinopteri; Clupeiformes; Engraulidae
Product: cilia- and flagella-associated protein 52-like
Exons: 14
Coding region: 110-1966 (618 amino acids)
Molecular function (GO): protein binding
Source: RefSeq, a predicted model, not a curated record
UACAUCAACAUUAUCAUCUAUGCUAAAAAAAACAUUUUUUGUUAGACAUUGCUAAAUAUAUUGUUUUGUUUAUUCUUAAAGAGGGAGCGCAACAUUUCCCUUGUCGAGAAUGGCUGGGGAUCCAGAUUGUUUGCCGGAACUUGAACUUGAAGCAGUAAUUGGAUUUAAUGGUCAUGUAUUCUCUGGCAUGGUUGCACAUCCAGACACGGAGCAUCUAAUUUAUUGCCUUGGUUGCAACAUCAUAGUGAAAAGUCUUCAGACCAAUAAACAGGAAAUUCUCUAUGGCCACACUAACAAUGUGUCUUGUCUGGCUGUGUCCAAAAGUGGGAAAUAUGUGGCCUCUGGACAGGUCACAUUCAUGGGUUUCAAGGCAGAUGUCAUCAUCUGGGAUUUUGCAAACAGGUGUAUUUAUGCUCGCCUUCAGCUGCACAAGGCAAAAGUUGAAGCUGUGGCUUUUUCCCCAGGUGAAAAGUACCUUGCAACCCUUGGAGGCCAAGAUGACAGCAGUGUGGUCGUGUGGAACGUAGAGACCAAAAUGGCUAUUUGUGGUAGCCCGGCGUCUUCCAACAGUGCUGGCCAUUGUCAGGCUUUGCAGUUCUGCAACAACACAGAAGAAGUUUUUGUGUCUGCUGGCAAUGGAACCAUGCGGGUUUGGGAACUGGAUCUUGCCAACAGAAAAGUCCGGGCAACAGAGUGUCAGACUGGUCAGAUAAAGAGGAUUGUCAAAUGUGUUGAGAUCGGUCCAGACGAUAACUAUUUUUACUGUGGCACAACCAGUGGUGACAUCAUGAAAGUUAAUCUGCAGACCAGACUUCUGAAUGGAUGUGGCCCUUUGAAGCAAAAGUUCAACCAAGGAGUGCAUGCUUUAAAAGUACUGAAGUCGGGCGACUUGCUGGUUGGUUCGGGAGAUGGCAUGCUUCAUCUGUGCUGUGGAUCCAGCUAUAAAACACUGACGCAUGUGCAGCUGGAAGGAGGGGUGACCUCGGUGACCUUGCGUGGCGAGGGCCAGAUGUUCUUAGUGGGCACCGAUGCCUCUCAGAUCUACCGCCUCAACUACAUCGACUUCAAGGCGGACCUCAUCUACAGCAGCCAUAGCAAUGCAGUGAUGGACGUGGCAUUCCCCCAUGGCUGUUCGGAGCUCUUUGCCACCUGCUCAAAGAACGACAUCCGGGUCUGGCACACCGAGACCUCCAAGGAGAUGCUGCGGAUCACCGUGCCCAACAUGACUUGCAACGCCAUCCAUUUCUUCACAGAUGGCAAAUGCAUCAUCAGCGCCUGGAGUGAUGGCAAGAUCCGUGCCUUCACGCCUGAGACCGGGCAGCUGAUGUUCGUGGUGAACUGUGCCCACAGCAUGGGGGUGACUGCCCUGGCUGUCACCAAGGACAACAGCCGCAUCGUCAGUGGGGGUGGCGAGGGACAGGUUCGGGUGUGGGAGGCCUUGACAGAGCUGCACACACUCCUGGGAACCAUGAAGGAGCACAAAGCCACAGUCAACUGCAUUAAGAUCAAGAGCAACGACAAGGAGUGUGUGACUGCCAGCUCCGACGGCGCCUGCAUCAUCUGGGAUAUAGUGCGCUUUGUCCGAAAUCAGAUGGUGCUGGCCAACACUCUGUUCAAAACGGUCUGCUAUCACCCCGAGGAGUACCAGAUCCUCACCAGUGGCACAGACAGAAAGAUUGCAUAUUGGGAGGUAUUUGAUGGGGCUGCCAUCCGCGAGCUGGAAGGAUCUCAGUCUGGUGCCAUCAAUGGCAUGCACAUCACCCUGGAUGGAGAGCACUUUGUGACAGGUGGGGAUGACAAGCUGGUGAAGAUGUGGGGCUACGGGAGCGGGGACAUGUCCCAUGUGGGCAUGGGCCACAGCGCCAGCAUCACCAGCGUCACCGUCUGCUCCAACAGCAAGUACAUCGUCAGCACCAGCAAAGAUGGAGGCGUGCUGAGGUGGAGGUAUCCCCAGACUGCUCAGUGACAACCGAAAUGCUGAAAUGGUUUUUAGGAAGAACAAACAAAACAAACAGAAAACACACACUUUUCCAGUAUUACUUUUCAGGGAAACAUAUAUUUUUUGAAUACUAAUAUUGUAUUUUUGUACAAAAGUGUAGAGACUAAUACAACUGUUCUUGAUGCACUCUCGUGUUUUAUCUCUCUCUAUGCAUAUAUAAACUUUUAUUCAUAGCCUA